Messenger RNA from Drosophila miranda, 858 nucleotides. RefSeq lists its product as uncharacterized. The transcript has 3 exons. Bases 371 to 808 code for a protein of 145 amino acids. Lineage: Eukaryota; Metazoa; Arthropoda; Insecta; Diptera; Drosophilidae. The record is from RefSeq and is a predicted model, not a curated record.
UCGGUGAUGUCGUUGCCUAAGUUUAUUUGUUUGUGUUUGCCUUAUAAAUAGCCAAGAAAUGUGUGUGUUUGUGUGAUCUCAUAGCCAUUUUCAUUCCGUUUGCUUUGGACUCCGCGCCCCUUCCUCCUGCAAUACUCCAAGCAUCUAAAUAAAGACAGCAAAUUGUGUGUUGCGCAUUUUGCCUUUUGGCCGUAGAUUCUCAUUUGCAUAAAUAAGCCAGCCAGGCGGAGUGAUUAGUUUUCUUAAUUGUUUGCCUUCUUCGGCCUUUGUUGUUGGCUUACUUUGAUGGGUGACUCCUAACGGUGUUUUGCACUCAGGUCGUCACGCGACACACACACAUGUAUUCAAACUUGUGUAAAAAGUGCUGCCCAUGUCACGUCCCGCCAGAAACUUCUUUAAUUUCGCUCAGAAUCCGCCAACAACUUCGUCUGUUGAGGUAUUUUUGAUUUUCUAUGAAAACUUGAACUUUAAUUGCGGUAUGCCGUACAUCAACACAGACAGCGUUCAACAGUUGACCGGCUAUGUACAGGGUCAAUGGAGCGAGGUCUUGGAAUGGUCUGAGAGGCACCAACUGGUCUCCAAGUUGAGCCCACUGAUGUGUGGCCUCAUCGUGGCCACAUUCGCCUGCGCUGUAUACUUGGACAGCGCAGUGCCAGGUGUGACGCCACCCUCGCCCUUUUCGCCCCGUUCGAAACAGCUUUUCCGUCAGCAGAAGAGUGCGUCGCUUCACUUGGGAUAUCUGUGCGCUCUGUUCUCCGGAUUGCUGGUUACGAUCUUUAUGUAUUGGGGUAUAUUAGAUUUGUGGUAAAUAUGGAUGUGUGUAACGUCCAGAAGGAAUCGUUUCCGACCCCAUACAGC